This is a messenger RNA of Penicillium cinerascens, 1158 nucleotides long. Its product is annotated as putative C2H2 transcription factor (Con7). Bases 1 to 1158 code for a protein of 385 amino acids. The transcript has 3 exons. The record is from RefSeq and is a predicted model, not a curated record. Gene Ontology annotation, biological process: regulation of DNA-templated transcription. NCBI's taxonomy places the organism in Eukaryota, Fungi, Ascomycota, Eurotiomycetes, Eurotiales, Aspergillaceae.
AUGGACAACCGGCCCGCCUCCGAGUACGCACAGUCAGGUUCGCACAACCACCCGUCCGUCACCGACGCACCUUCUGAACAUCCGCCUGCAGAACAAACUUCUGCUGCUGCCCCUGCUCACUACGCCCCACCCGACGUGAAGUACACGCCGCAGCCCGAGGUUCGACCCGCCAAUAUUUCGUCCUCCAACACACCGCAGCCGGAGUACGGAUUGAACCCUCCGCCCGCCCGCUCGCCCGCCUACCAGGACUACCUUCCGCGCCCGCAACCCUACGCUCCCAACUCUCAGCCCGGUGGCGCGCCGGCCGGUAUGGCUCAAGCAACAAGUCAGUUCCUGCCCGUGCCCGAGGCCCGUUCCUCUCCCAACUUCAAUUCUGACGCCGCCGUGCUAGAUCCCUCUCUCCCGGCCAACAGUCCCACUUACCCUCCUCCCUACUCCCCUUACCAGCCUCAGGGACACGAGAUGGCUCAGUACCAGGGUCACCCGCCCCCGCCUCACCAGAUGUACUCGCGCCCGGAGUGGCCGCAUAGCUACGGACAGCAACACCACAUGCCGGGGCCCUAUGCCUCGCCUGCUACAACGGUUGGUUCUGCCUCUCCCGCUGCGGCCGCAGGGCCGCGCCCUGGCCAGGUCUACUCUUUCGUCCCCAUUCCAGGGGCUCAGCAGCACAAGCGCCCCCGUCGCCGGUACGAGGAAAUCGAGCGCAUGUACAAGUGUGGGUGGCAGGGCUGUGAAAAGGCGUAUGGUACUCUCAACCACUUGAACGCGCAUGUGACAAUGCAGUCGCACGGCGCGAAGCGCACUCCCGAGGAAUUCAAGGAGAUCCGCAAAGAAUGGAAGGCCCGAAAGAAGGAGGAAGAGGCCCAGCGCAAGGCCGCUGAGGAACGUGAGCGUGCUGCUGCCCAGGCGGCGCAGGUCAACCAGGUCGACGCUCCUGGUCCCUCAGAUCCCUCUCAGGGUCAGCCCUCCGCUUACGCUGGCGGUGUUCGCCCUCAACUGCCUCCCAUCGGCUACCAGGCCGCUGAUGGCCAGGUGCCCAGCCAAUACGGCCCCCCUGGCGGUGGCAUGGUCUAUCAGAGCAACGGACAGAUGGGUUACCCUCCCAACUACCCUCACUCCCCUUAUCAGAGCGGUCCCGUGUACCAGCAACGUGAGUAA